AUGCAUUCUCAAUGGCGGUGCCAUUGGAGGGCAUUUAUAAUGGCCCUAAGACAUAUAAAAAUGCAUAAUGGCAUAACUGUCUGCCCGACUGCUUGCCUACAGCACCAUUCGACAUUUACAUUCAGAAUUAAUUAUGCAACAUUCAACAAUUCUUUCGUCCGCUCAAAUGAUUUCGAGAUUGGCACACCACAGGCCACGAACAAGUCGACAGACAGACAGACAGUAACUUUGCCGACAGCGCUGCAAUUAUCACAAGUUUUUUCACUUACAGGUCCGCUCAUAUACGCUUUACUUAUUACUUCUUUUAUUGUAUUUCUGGGGCCGUUUGGCAUUCGUGGGUGUUGCAGUAGCGUUCUAAUUCGACAUGCCGUUGCUACGAGCGCACUUACAUUGGUGAUUGAACUGACUUCCACUUGUCAAACGGAUUUGUGCGAGCACGCUUGGCUGUGGUCGACGGGUCUGUUAUAA
This is a messenger RNA of Anastrepha ludens (Mexican fruit fly), 468 nucleotides long. RefSeq lists its product as uncharacterized. The record is from RefSeq and is a predicted model, not a curated record. Bases 1 to 468 code for a protein of 155 amino acids. The transcript has 2 exons. Lineage: Eukaryota; Metazoa; Arthropoda; Insecta; Diptera; Tephritidae.